GCGAAGACCACUGAUGAUGGUCAGUUGAGGAUUCGCGAGGCUGUGCGCGCGUGUUUGCGCGCGCGCGUGUGUGUGUGUGUGUGCUGAAAAGCUAAUUGCGCCAUUAGCGCGGCCCCGCGUCUCUGACCCGUGACGCUUUGAAUUUACAUGAAAAAGGCUGCAGCGGCCAUUUAGAUCCUGCAAGCUUUUCUCGUUUAUCUAACCACCUCAGUCUUAUUUAGCUAAUAAUGCGCACCUUAACACUUAAAAAAUGUAUUGUGUCGCCGUCUGUAUGCAACGGAUAUUGAUUUCUGUUUGGUCCGUCGUCUCUUAGAAGCACGUGGACUCAAUAACAGGACUUAUUUGGGAAAACAGCCCUACCAGAUUUACAGCCUUUUUGAGUAUUUUACAAGCCAAUACAUUCCACUUAAAUCCUCAUAAAUUCCUAGUAUCUCGCGCAAAAUCCCCUUUUGACAUUGUGAAAACUAGCAUAUAUUUUAUUAAUCCUUAUCUUGAGAAGGACUAUAUGAGCUGUUUCAGCCGUUUCCCAGGGCGCAAACUAGACUGACCAUUCAAAAGCUCCUUUUCUUUCUUUUUUUCCUGCGGGAGCACAUUUGGAAUAGCUAAAGCCUUGUGUAGCCUACACUAAUGCCUAUUUUCUCCGCAGAGCUAAUUCCCUACCCUGAUUCUCCACUUAAACGGAACAUUUUAAAGACAUAGAUCUCCAGAAGAGGGGAAGACGCUGCCCUAAUCUAAACAGUCUUGUUGAUGGUGAGCGGAUGAGAUUAUGUCGACAUGCCCUCCUUUUCUUUCCACACGGUUUGGAAGCAAUGGGCCUUCAGACCCUGGCGCCUGCACUUGGCAAUAGGCGACCAGGAGGGAGGUGUCCCGUUACAGCGUGUUUGCCCUUUCGCACACAGAUGCGGCAUAGUAUCUUAUCCACGGAUUGCCGAGACAGGAAACGAAGAUACGUCUAAUCUUAAAAGCACCGUAGUGAUGAUGGGAAGAACUGUGAUGUCGUGGGACCAUUCAGAGACAAGAAGAUAAUAAUGCUAUUCGAGUUACCGUAUAUAAACUCAACCAAUUACUUACCAAAUGAAGGAUUUAGCUGUUUAAACUGUUUUGAUGAUACAAAAUUAUAAGGCGUUUAAUUGUGCUGCCUUUUAGGUUUGACUGUUUUCUUUUGGGGAAAAAAAACUGUAAUAAAAGCUUUCUUACCUUUAACAGUCUGAGGGGAGUCGAUAGAUCAAUAGUUUUUAAUAUUAUUUCAUAAAUUAGUCUUCCUGGCCCACAACGACAGCGAGAGAGAUAGAUAGAUAGAUAGAUAGAUAGAGAGAGAUAGAGAGCGAGAGAAAGAGAGAGAGAGAGAGAGAGAGAGAGAGGCUGACUCUAUCAGUCCCUCCCCCGCUUCAGGACGUCACUGAAAGGGAGAGGACAGCAUCUUGGCUGACCCAGCUCUUUCUCUAGCUAACUGAAUUCAGCCAACCAAACAGGAUCGGCCUCUCUCUUUCUCUCUCAGCCUUCCAGCCAUAGACACACAGCCAAGGGAGAGGGAUGUCACAACUGAAAGAAAACCAGUCCUCCUCCAGCUGCAUGAAAAACAAGCAGUUUGCGUCCAUUAUUCACGCUUACGCACGGUUUUACUUUUACGCGUCGUCCGGAGACAAAUUGGUCCAAUUUGUGGCCUGUUGACUAUUUGUUAUCUGUCAUCUCUCUGUUGGUGGUAAUAAUGCUCCCCAGCCCGCUCAUAACUUCUUCCACCACGCCUUUCUCUGUGAAAGACAUUCUGAAGUUAGAGUUGCAGCAACAAUCUCAGCAGCAGCAGCUCCAGUUGAUCUCCGGCUUCGGUCUCUCCGGCGCGCUGUCACAGCCAAAUAAACCGUUCCGCUCUCAUUCGCCGCCCUCCUGCAUGUUGGCCGGUAGGGACAGUCCGAGUCCCGUAAGCUCCGGCCUCUCGGAGAGCGAGGAGAGGAUGUCGUACCUCAACACGCUGACUGUACAGGACCGGCUGGCGGAGUCCGGGAUGCCAGGGGAGAUGUUCGGCAACCCGGCGCAGAACCACUCUGCAGACCUCCGGCGGGAGACCGAGCAAGAGGAACAAGAUACCAAGAGCUGCGGUACGUUGCGGGGUGAUUCUGAGGAUCCAGACUCGGAGAAGCCUGCCACCAAGCAGCAGAGGAGCAGGAGGAAACCCCGCGUCCUCUUCUCCCAGGCUCAGGUGUUUGAGCUGGAGCGGCGCUUCAAGCAUCAGCGCUACCUGUCCGCCCCGGAGAGAGAGCACCUGGCCAGCUCCCUGAAACUCACCUCCACCCAGGUCAAGAUCUGGUUCCAGAACAGGAGGUACAAAUGCAAGAGACAGCGGCAGGACAAGACUCUGGAGAUGGCAGGGCAUCACCAUCACCACCACCACCCGCCGCCGCCCAGGAGGGUGGCUGUGCCGGUGCUGGUACGGGACGGGAGGCCUUGUAUGACUGGAUCCCAGAACUAUAACACUUCUUACACAGUCGGAGCUCCAAACCCGUACAGUUACAAUGGCUAUCCAGCCUACAGCUACAACAACUCGGUGUAUACUAACACGUACUCCUGUACUUAUUCUAGUUUGCCUGCUCUACCGCCCAGCAACACCACUGCUAAUGCUUUUAUGAACAUGAAUUUAGGAAACCUCGGUGCACAGACGCAAAGCCAGGCGUCCCAAGGACCAGUCGUCACACCCUGCCAGGGAACUCUGCAGGGCAUCAGGGCAUGGUAGCGCAGACUUUACACACAAUCACAGCUGGGAGUGACUUCUCUGGGAUGGCUGAAUGGACUCGGCAGCAUGUAAACCUGAUCGACUAAUGCAACGAAAGCACAAUUUGAAACUCUGUAACAGAAAGCGUUGGUCAGUUGGCUGUAAUUCAAGGCAGGCCUAUAUGGAAACCCUAACCCGUUGACUGAGAUACAACCAGUUUGCGCAUUGUUCUCUGAGCCACAAUGUUUAGAAAACGUAUUAAACCUGCUGUUGGAUAUUUGUCGGAUUGAAUGUCGCCGAUUAGCAAAGACUGUGCGUAAUGGCAUAUUGUGGUUCAAAAUGGAUGUAAUGAUGUGCGACAAAAAUAAAGGUAAACACAUUUCUAAGCAUAA
Molecule: messenger RNA, 3099 nt
Organism: Perca fluviatilis (European perch)
Lineage: Eukaryota; Metazoa; Chordata; Actinopteri; Perciformes; Percidae
Gene: nkx2.3
Product: NK2 homeobox 3
Exons: 3
Coding region: 1709-2728 (339 amino acids)
Biological process (GO): regulation of transcription by RNA polymerase II; cell differentiation
Cellular component (GO): nucleus
Molecular function (GO): DNA-binding transcription factor activity, RNA polymerase II-specific; RNA polymerase II cis-regulatory region sequence-specific DNA binding
Source: RefSeq, a predicted model, not a curated record